AUGACUCACCCCCUGCAUCAGUCAUUUCCCUACUUUCCCCAGGUCACAGGAGUUCUGGAGGAGUUUGACCAUAGCUCUUCCUUGGCCAAUCUCAUGUCAAUCUACCAGGCAGCCAACAGGACAGCCUUCAACUGGACAGACAGUCGGAUUGUUGAGUGGGAGAAGUUUGCUGAGCUGGCCAAGUAUGAACCAGAGUCCCAGAAGCCCACAGUGAAAGCUCUUCUAAUUGUGGCAUACUCAGUUAUCAUCAUCAUAUCCCUGUUUGGCAACAUGCUGGUCUGCCACGUGGUGAUCAAGAACAAGAGGACGCACUCAGCCACCAGUCUCUUCAUUGUCAACCUGGCAGUGUCCGAUAUCAUGAUCACUCUGCUCAACACUCCUUUCACUCUGGUUCGGUUUGUGAACAGCACGUGGGCCUUUGGAAAGGCCAUGUGUCAUAUCAGCCGCUUCGUGCAGUACUGCUCUCUUCAUGUCUCCACACUCACCCUGACAGCCAUAGCUCUGGACAGACAUCAGGUUAUUCUGAACCCACUAAAGCAAAGGAUGUCACUAACAAGAGGAGCGCUGAGCAUUUCUGUUAUCUGGCUGAUGGCAACCUGCUUCUCCCUGCCCCAUGCAAUCUAUCAGAAGCUUUUCCAGUACAACUACCGGGAAGCUACUGUCCGGAGUUUGUGUCUUCCUGAUUUUCCUGAGCCUGCAGAACUGGUGUGGAAAUACUUGGACCUUUCCACCUUCCUCCUCCUCUACCUCUUGCCCCUUCUGAUCAUCACCAUCACCUACGCACACCUGGCCAAGAAGCUGUGGCUGCGCAAUGCCAUUGGGGACAUCACCACGCAGCAGUACAUCACCCACCACAAGAACAAGAAGAAGAGUAUCAAGAUGCUGGUGUUGGUUGUGGUGGUUUUUGCUGUCUGCUGGUUCCCACUCAACUGUUAUGUAGUGCUCAUCUCCAGCCUUGGCAUCAAGACCAAAAACUCCCUCUAUUUCGCUCUGCACUGGUUUGCCAUGAGCAGCACUUGCUAUAACCCCUUCAUUUACUGCUGGCUGAACGAGAGCUUCCGCUCAGAGCUCAAGUCCUUACUCAGCAUGUGCCAGAAGGUCCCACAAACACAAGACAAUGUGUUGCCAGCUGUGAUCAUGGCCUAUCGAGAGGCAUGGAUCGAGCAAGCCAGGUACAAGCAGAGGCCUUCCUCACAGAGCAUUCGCUCCACCACAAAUGUGCAGACAGUCAACACAGAUUUGUGA
Molecule: messenger RNA, 1245 nt
Organism: Emys orbicularis (European pond turtle)
Lineage: Eukaryota; Metazoa; Chordata; Testudines; Emydidae
Product: G-protein coupled receptor 83-like
Exons: 4
Coding region: 1-1245 (414 amino acids)
Biological process (GO): neuropeptide signaling pathway
Cellular component (GO): plasma membrane
Molecular function (GO): neuropeptide Y receptor activity
Source: RefSeq, a predicted model, not a curated record